This is a messenger RNA of Tuber melanosporum (Perigord truffle), 2271 nucleotides long. RefSeq lists its product as uncharacterized. Lineage: Eukaryota; Fungi; Ascomycota; Pezizomycetes; Pezizales; Tuberaceae. Gene Ontology annotation, biological process: protein phosphorylation. The coding region runs from base 1 to 1722 and encodes 573 amino acids. Gene Ontology annotation, molecular function: protein kinase activity; ATP binding. The transcript is spliced from 4 exons. The record is from RefSeq and is a predicted model, not a curated record.
AUGACCGAGGAACCUGGCUUUAAAGGCAAAUCGCUCAAGAGAAAGAAUGUUAAGGGGCUAAAGCUCGGUGGAGGAGGAGGUGGUGGAGCUCCUGCCGCAGCCCCUUCUGUCCCAGACACCCAGGCUCCUGGCGGAAACGGGAGUAGAUACUAUGCCCACAAUGACCAACUAAGUGAUCAACUCAGCACUCUUGAAAUCGGUGUCGAGUUUAAGCUGGAUUUACGUGCGGAGGAUUUGAAGGUGGUGAAUGAAUUAGGUGCGGGGAACGGAGGGACUGUUAGCAAAGUCAUCCAUGCUCCAACAAAAGCUUUAAUGGCAAAAAAGGUCAUCCACAUAGACGCUAAGCCGUCGGUUCGGAAGCAGAUCGUUCGCGAACUACACAUCAUGCAGGAAUGUCACUCCCCUUAUAUUGUGUCUUUUUACGGUGCCUUCCUCAAUGAAGGGGAUGUGGUUAUGUGCAUGGAAUACAUGGAUUGCGGAUCUCUUGAUGGUAUCGCUAAAAAGAUUGGCCCGAUUCGCAUCGAUGUUCUUGGAAAGAUCUCGGAGGCCGUUGUGGAAGGAUUAAAUUACCUCUAUAAUGUCCAUCGAAUCUUGCACCGAGAUGUCAAACCCUCAAAUAUCUUGGUCAACUCUCGAGGCUCCAUCAAGCUGUGUGACUUUGGUGUUUCUGGAGAAUUAAUCAACUCGAUCGCCGAUACGUUUGUCGGUACUUCAACUUACAUGUCCCCAGAGCGAAUCAAAGGAGCCAAGUACUCUGUCAAAUCAGAUGUAUGGAGCUUGGGACUGACCCUGUUGGAGUUGGCCAUUGGGAGGUUUCCUUUUGACGCAGACGGUACAAGUGCUGGGACCCGGGCCAGUGCUGGGCCAAUGGGUAUUCUUGAUUUGCUUCAGAAGAUCGUCAACGAGCCUGCGCCCAAAUUGCCAAAAAACAAGGCAUUCCCUCCUAGUUUGGAGAAGAUGAUUGAGCACUGUUUGAUCAAGGAUCCGGAGCAGAGGCCUAGCCCUCAAGAACUUCUGGAAGAAUCAUUUAUGAGGGCGGCCAAGCAGACCAAUGUGGACCUCGAAGCUUGGGCUCAUAUUAUUCUCGACAAACCUCUCAAUCGAUCCUCAAGAUCCUCGCAAUUGAUCAGCCCCGCCCCCGUCCACCGAGAGUCUCCGGCUCCACCGCGUCCAUCAUCACGUGGUCAACACACUCCCGGGAGAAGAACCUCUACUACUGAGCGCAGCUCAAGUGAACGAGGUACUGAAAGAGAACGGUCUGAUCGCGAGCAUCGCGUACCUCCGGCCUCGCUGCAACAGGCACCUUUUCCAACCCGUACAAGCUCGCACGGUCCCGGUUCUGGAAGACUUGAGGAGGUGAACUAUUACUGCUCAGGUGAUUCGUCCAGAGGCAGCCAGUUACCGCAUUCAAGGUCCUCCCGCCAAGCUCAAUACCGAUCGAACACUGAACCUACGGGGCGCUCGGCGUCAGAUCGAAAUGAUAGCAGAGAGAGAUGUGCUCGUGGUCAAGGUAGUGAAAAGGAACGCGAGAGGGGACGCGAACAGGAGUACGUGCAGGGCACAAUUGGGAUCGGAUUUGAGGGCGCACGCCAGCCAGAAAUGAGGGAGAAGAAGAAGCAGCCGCCUGUUGGCAUUAUGAGCUCAGGAGGAGGUCUCUCAUUUGUCGGAUCUGGUAACGCCAUUGGUUCAAGCGGUCCUAAUGGAAUAAGCAGUGGCCAGUAGGACAGGCUCAAAAUCAAGCUUACCAAAUAUUUUGAUCACUAUAUUCAGUAAAUGGGGUUUUUUUGGGGGAGAGGGGUAUUGCCAAAGUUUAUGGUUCCAUCAUGUGUUUUAUUUUUCAUUUUCACACCUUUUUCUUUUCAUUUUCGGAGAUAUCAAAGGGUUCUGCUUGUUACUUCUAACUUUUUCCUCCCUCUCCUCCCCCGUUCUCCGUUUAUUAUUUGUAAGGCGGAUUCACAUGGUACGGUACAGCCGGGAAAUCAUUUCUCAAAACAAAAAAAGAAUUGUCCUGUCACUAUUCCUCUUUUCUCAUGUGAUGGGUUUUUUGUUUGAACUUGCAUUUGGUGGGGUGCCAACGGUUUGUGUCUUUCGCUAUAUUUGAGUUGAGCUCUGUCUUUCUUAUCUUAUGAUAUUUUGAUGUUGAAAUUCCUCCCUAUUCCUUGGACAGGCGGAUGGGAGUGAAGAUAUAGAAUUGAACAGAUACAAGGAGAUGAUGUACCGGUACUGCUAAUGGGAGUGUUGUUGGUAUAGGAAUUUAAUUUACGACCACUA